AUGAAGAGGACGCGGAAGCUAAUCAAAGUUUUAGCGAGUUUAUUGCUGCUGGUACAGUUUUGUCAUAGUUGGAGCCAUCCGAACUCCUGUGGGGACGAAUCAAGUGAAGUAUCACAUCCCAGUCCAACCCCUGCAGCCACUUCAGCCGCGUCCGAAAGUUAUUCAUCAGCAAGCUCAAGAUCAAGUGGAUCGGCACCGACUUCGUCAUCUCGUGGUAGCGACGGUAGCUCGAGCUCAUGCGGUUGUUCGUUAAGGCCGACGUUGGUAUCAGCUUCAUCAGCGAGGGGUUCCAGCUCAUUCCCGGACACUGUUACGUCGGAUAUUGCCCAGCAGCUUUACGAUCGGUUUCAGGCAGGCGAUGAAGUCGAGCAAAUGGUCCUAGAAGAUGUUCCUGCGGUUAUUCGAGCGAGGCUAGAGAGCCUGUCAUUAUCGUUUGAAGAUCUACCUGGACUCAUGCAGCGUGCUGUCUUAUGGGACACUGGGUUCGUCGUCACGUCCCACCAACGAGCUGUGCAGCUUUGGACCCUGGACAACAGAACUAUGGCAGACAUCGCGGUAUCUGCCGAAGCGUUCGAGGAGGCAGGCUGUGACGCUGUUACCUGCACAGCAUCAAACGGUGAUAACGUCGAAAUGUACUCAUCUUGCAGCCAAGGCCCGGCUCAGAUGUUAGCGGCUUCGAAGUGCGUUGUCGAAAUGUUUGAUAGUACUGAGAGCUCGAAUGCAACACUGUGGUCAACUAGUGGCAAUUCAAGUACAGUUCCUGAUAUUCGCGUCGCUAAGAGUACAGGAACAGCCGAGUGCGGUUGCGGAUACACAAUUUACUCGAUCCAAACAGCGACCUCUAACGAGCAAGCCACCGCGACGGGAGUCUGUCCCGCUGGUGAAUGGUCUGGAUCGCUAGUGAUUCCCUGUUACGGAAGCGACAGCAUCCCGGAGUCAAUCGCAGCCCGAGUUACUCCUCCAAAGGGAACUGACUGGGUCACACGCUGGAUCUUGGAGCAUGGGGGGCCUCGGAGGACAACAGAAUCGUUUGCGCCCUCUCAAGGUUCUGCAUCAGCGACAACAGAAUCCGGGAGGAAAAACGGCGGUGGCUUCAGCUUGUGGUGGCUGCUGCUCAUCCUGCUGAUCAUUGCCCUUCUAAUCGUCGCAACAAUUGUUGCAUGCCGCCACUGCCAUCGCUUGAGUCGCUUCCACACACCACUCGACAACACAACCUACAUCUUUGUCGGUGGUCGCAUGUGGGCGGUGGAAGAUGAGAGUCGCAGCCGGCGUGCAGGUUACUGGCUCCGAUUUGCCAAUUGGUGCAGGAAAACCUUCAAUUUCUUUGAAUAA
This is a messenger RNA of Phytophthora infestans T30-4, 1332 nucleotides long. RefSeq names its product protein kinase. The record is from RefSeq and is a predicted model, not a curated record. NCBI's taxonomy places the organism in Eukaryota, Oomycota, Peronosporomycetes, Peronosporales, Peronosporaceae. Bases 541 to 1332 code for a protein of 263 amino acids. The transcript has a single exon.